This is a messenger RNA of Gossypium arboreum, 636 nucleotides long. Its product is annotated as transmembrane 9 superfamily member 7-like. Gene Ontology annotation, cellular component: membrane. The transcript has 3 exons. The coding region runs from base 56 to 340 and encodes 94 amino acids. The record is from RefSeq and is a predicted model, not a curated record. Lineage: Eukaryota; Viridiplantae; Streptophyta; Magnoliopsida; Malvales; Malvaceae.
GAUGUAGAGCGGGAAAGAGGUAUAUUUCAUCAAUAACCAUUUGAGCUUCAAAGUCAUGUAUCAUGUGAAUCCUGAGGAUGAUUCUGCACAAAUUGUUGGCUUUCAUGUUGAUCCUUACAGUAUCAACCACGAGUAUGAGUGUCCAUGGAAUGACGAAAACCCUCAUCUGCUAACUUGUAAUCAACACACCAAUGGCGUAAAUCAAGCUUUCAAGAUGCCCUUACGUAUUGAAACCGACACAGAGGUUGUUUUUACUUAUGAUGUCUCAUUUUUUGAGUACGAUUACAAGCAGCCACGUAUAAGAAGACAAUUGUUUCCUGGCCCCAACAUCAUCUUUUAAAAGGUAAAGUACAGAAAUGGUGGCUAAACUAUUUACAACGAUGAAUAAUGUUGGUGUUGUGUUUUUUUCUUUUUGAAACUAAGGUGUUGUUUGUUGUUAUAUUUACAGUGUGAGGCUUAAUGCAUUUAAGGCUUACGUAUUUAAUGCAUUUAACUCAUUCCUGGAUGUAACUCCAAGGUGCAAGAAAUCAAUAUCCAAGCAUCAAAUGAAGUGAAUUGAAAAAACCCUUAUACAUUGUACUUAAAAGAUGUGAAUUUUUUCAACAACAAAAAAAAAAAGAGAUGUGAAUUAAUUCA